AUGUCUGGUCGCGGCAAACAAGGAGGCAAUGCUCGGGCUAAGGCCAAGACCCGAUCGCGUCCCCGGGCCGGUCUGCAGUUUUCCCGUCGGUCGUGUUCACCGUCCUGCUCAGGAAGGGCAACUAUGCCGAGCGGGUCGGGGGCCGAGCUCACCGUCUAUCUGGCCGCCGUCCUGGAGUAUCUGACGGCUGAGAUCCCAUGGAGCUGGUCCGCAACGCCGCCCGAGACAACAAGAAGACCCGCAUCAUCCCCCGACACCUCCAGCUGGCUGUCCGCAACGACGAGGAGCUCAACAAGCUGCUGGGCGGCGUCACCAUCGCCCAGGGAGGAGGAGUCCUGCCCAACAUCCAGGCCGUGCUGCUGCCCAAGAAGACCGAGUGCCACAAGGCCGCCAAGAGCAAGUAAUCCCCCCACAAGGAUUCCUUCUAUCCGCCAACACAACGGUUCUUCUCAGAGCCCCCACUUCUCCAUACAAAGGGCGGCCAUACGGCUUCUAUGGACACCAAUCCCACACUCCUCUCUAUCUCCCGCUUCUAUGUCAUAUGUUCUCUCUGGAUACAUUGUCCCGGAUUUCUCUGGCAGUCUCCUUAUUUCUAACCAGUCAGUUCACAUUUGUUUUUUAUGA
Molecule: messenger RNA, 624 nt
Organism: Staurois parvus
Lineage: Eukaryota; Metazoa; Chordata; Amphibia; Anura; Ranidae
Source: the annotation of a GenBank genome assembly